Messenger RNA from Electrophorus electricus (electric eel), 2017 nucleotides. The record is from RefSeq and is a predicted model, not a curated record. NCBI's taxonomy places the organism in Eukaryota, Metazoa, Chordata, Actinopteri, Gymnotiformes, Gymnotidae.
UUAAAACAAGAACGAACCGUCGACCUCCUCUUUGUACAUACAAUAAAAUAAAAAUACUAAAUAACUAGGCAACAACAAUUCAACGACCUAUAUCAUUAGACCGCCACUGGAAUAGUAUGUGUAGCAUUCCCGUGGACACAAAAACAAAACAGAAAGUACCUGCUGUCCGUUCGGACAUUAUGUUGUUGAGUGCCAGUAUCUCUGGUUUCCUGGUUUCUUCUUUACCAAGCUUCUACUCCGAGCAGUGGACAUCCUGGACCAGAACCCUGAACUCCUAAUGCAUGUGAAAAUGUGAAAACAUGUUAGCAGUGAUUCCAAAGCUCUAAGUAAAUAUACUGUUGAGGCUGAAUAACCAGAGCAGAUCUACCUUCUAUGCUGCUAACUUGCUAACCAGUGACCUGAAGAAAACCCAGUGGCACAUACAAAUUGUGAGGAAGAAACAUUUCAUUCUUCCUAUAAUGCAAGAUAAAGAGAGUGAAUCUCCCCAGCGCUUUCAAGAUGAUCAGUAGUUUGGAGAUCAUUUUUAUUAUUGCUGCUAUUUUCUUCAUGAAUUUGGAACUCUGUUUGUGUGUGUGUGGCCGGGCUGAAUAUAAAAUAAAUGGAGAAUGUUGUCCCAUGUGUGCACCAGGAAACUGUGUUUAUAGGCACUGCACUGAGGACACUAGUACCACCUGUGUUCCAUGUCUUGAAUCAACUUACACCGCUGUACCCAAUGGCCUAGAAAAAUGCCUAAUCUGUUCUGUUUGUGAUCCUGAAUAUGGUUUAAAAAUAAAAAUGAAAUGCACACAGUCUUCAGAUACAGUUUGUGAGCCACUGGAGGGAUAUUACUGUAUGGACCAAGUUAGGGACAGCUGUACACAAGCAAUGAAGCACACCAGAUGCAGCCCUGGACAAUACAUAAAGCAGAAAGGAACAGCACUUAAAGAUACCACAUGUGAUACAUGUACUGCUGGUACCUACUCAAAUGGCACUUUUCAAACUUGUCAGCCACAUUCAAAAUGUGAAGUCUGGGGACUUUCAGAAAUAAAGCCAGGAAAUAAUUCUUCUGAUGUGGAAUGUGGAAGGCAAACUCCUGUUCCUGUAAUAGCUGGAAUUAUAGUUCCUGUGGCCAUGGUGGUGGUGGUGGUUACAACAGUGGCACUAGUCAUAUCUUUUAAAAAGAAGUACACACCUGUCCCACCUGUAGAUGUCACACUCACAAACUGGACAACCUGGAUCUGGGCUCCUUCCACUGCUAUGGACCUUCCUCACUGAGUCCACAAUGUGAGAGGAUUAGAAACCAUCUCCUACUCUAAUCCUGGAUACAGGCACCCCACAGAUCUGGGUGUGCCUUCAUCCACCCUGUCAGCACCACAAUCAAAUUCACUGAUGACACCAUAAUAGGUGAUGUCUGAUCUCAGACAGCGAAGAAACAGCCUACAAGAACAAGGUGGAACACUGGUGUAAGGAUCACGACCUUUUCUUAAUACCGCAAACACAAAAGGAAUUCAUUGUGGACUUCAGAAAGGCUAUGAAAGCAGACCACUUCCUAGUGAACUCUGACCGGAGCACCACUGAGAGCAUCCUCUCCAGCUGCAUAUCUGUGGCAUGCUUGCUGCACAGUGGCAGAACAGAAGGAUCUGCAUCGGGUGUUGAGGGAGUCUCAGUGAGUAAUCGUGUCUGAACUACCACACCUGGAUAGUGUGUGUGCUAGCCAACUAAAGAAGAAACCAGCAGCUUCAGCAGAGACACCACACACCCGGGACACUGGCUUUACUCCUUAGGCAAAUACAAUGACAUGACCUUUUCAACAACCAAUAGCUGAGCUCUCUCCAGUACCAAAUAGGAAGCUGCUAAUUGGAUAGAGGACCAUGUCUGUUGGAUGAGACAUGGAGGAGACUCUGGGAAGGCUGAUUCUUUUUCAUUUCUGUUGCUUUAUCAGAACAAACCAUGCACACACAAAGGCUUCUGUUUCUGCUCCAUUAUUCAAUGGUUUCUUCUUGUAAAUUACCAACAAGAGUAGCAUCUGGAAAACAAA